AUGCGGCUCUCCCAAGCGGUCGCAUCUGAAGAUGAGAGUGACCGGACAAGCGACCUACCACCUAUCUUCUCAGGCGAGGAUGACGCCUCCGGCACAUCAUCGGCCAGCGAGUCUGAGCCCGACAGCGGCGAUGCCCUAUCUGACGAUGAUCCCUCUGAUGAUGACUCGAUCUUGGAUGAUGAGGAGUGGCAGGAACUCCCCGCUGAACACUAUCUCCAGGAGGCUGAAUGCCUCGACGUCUCGCGGCUCCGACAGAAACGCUAUAGCCCAAGAACCCAGGAGAAGUUGGACGAGACUCGGGAAUACUGGAAUCAAUUCUGCCGCGGUGGAAAGUAUGACCCUAUCGAACGUUUUCACUGGCUGUCCGAUUCGGAGGAGACAGUUCGUUUCCUCAAGGCCCUCUUCUCCUGGCGAUGUGAUCGGCGACGGGGGAAAAACGGCCGCCGGACUGCGGGUAUGAAGUACAAGAGUUCUCUAGAGACAUUUUGGAAGUGGUGGCAUCUGGUAUACAAGGCAGAGGUUGGACAUGGACUCAGCAAGGACACUAUUGUCAAAGUAUUGGAUGUGCUAGCAAUUGUCGCUAAAGAGAAGAAACUUAAGCUUGGCCGCCGACCGAAAGCUACAAUGUAUAUCGAAGACGUGGCGGAGUUUGCUCGCGUGUUGCUAUCAACGACCGAGAUGACAUUCCUGUGCGGGUGGCUCCGGAUCCAGCUGCUCCUCUUCUGUCAACUAGCUGCGAUCACCGGUAGUCGCCCUGGGGCGCUCCUAAAUCUGCGCUAUCGAGAUCUCAUCUUGACUUUGGUCCGUAAUCCCGAAGGAGGACGGCCUCGACUCUUUAUUUACCUAACUCCGGAAUUUACCAAAACCUUUCUAGGGGAAAAGGAACAGAACACGUUCCCCAUUCCAGAGAUCAUCUUCGACCCGAGCUUGGUCCUCAGUCCCCACGUAUUCCUUUUGGGGAUGCUGUUCCGCCUUCAAGCGUUCAAAAGAUUUUCCACCGACGGAAUGGUGGUGGACUGCCCCGAAAAUUUAUAUAAUCUCGGCGUUCUGGAUGGGCUAGGGCAGCAGGAAUUGAAACUCAAAGAGGAAAUACUGGAUCGAUUUGUGUUUUGCCAGGCGGUGCGUGAAGCUGAUGGGAUCCGGAUUGUCGUGGAGGAACAACUGACGGACGGAGCACUGCGAUAUCGGAUGAAGCGCGGUGGCGAGAUCACAGGGUUUGAACAAGUUACCAAGCCCUAUGGGCUCCGGUAUGGGGCCGCGAAGGCAUUCAAUGAUAGCCCGGACGUGACAAACGAGGUCCAAAAUGUGAUGUUACAGCAUGCUAGCAUCAACACGUUUGUGAAACACUACAGUGUGGGCAUACAUGUCGACGCCCAGGCCAUUGUCCGGGGUUUACCGGCCCAAAAGCAGUUGAUGCGCUUUGCCGCUUCUAUGAGCCGGUCGAUUGACCCCCGACGACCGUACAAGCUCGACGACACCAGCUGUGUCAACGAAGUACCUCGUGUGCGUGUUUUGCAGGAGCACGUUCGCAGACGUAAACAGAUUCGGGACGAGAAGAAGCGAGCCUAUGAAACAGCGAAAGGAGAACUUCUGCAAAGAUUCGGUUCCAAUUUCCGACGGGCAGCAGACGAGCUGCCGCGCGCGGGUCGCCAGGCACAGAAACAUGUCAAGACUUGUGAGAAACAGAGCAAGAAGGCAAACCAGCGAUACCAGCGGGCACAGCGUGAGUUUCGAAAUGAGUGGCAGCGGCAGCGCAAUCGCCUGGUGCGCGAGAAUCUGGAACGAUACAAGAACGAGCAGCCAGUAAUCGACAGCGAGCGGCAACUCUCCGGAAAAUUGGUGGACGAAGAGGUAAUGUGCGCGCUGGAACGAACCGGGUAUAUGACUCCCCAGCAUAUGCUCUUGAUCGAUACGAUUCUCACCAUGCCCGGCUCUACUGUCGAGAAGGAAUAUCAGCGUCGAAUCUCCGCGAUCAAUGCGGUUAUCGCUUUCUGUGACGUGGAAGAGGGGUCGCCUACCAGACGACCAAACGUUUCCCAGAAACGGCGUGCUGACAAUACACCGCCAUCUACGCCCCCUCCAAAGCGACAAGAACCGUGUGCGGUGGUUGAGCACGAAACAGAGCUUCAAUCAGCGAUUUCGUCAGUCUGCGUCAAAUCUCCGGAUGAAAGACCAACUAUCUGCUUUCUAUGUGUUUCAAAUUCCAAGCUCCCCACAAUCGAACGAUUCAGAAAACAUACUACUCCGGGAUCUCUCAGCAGGCACUUUGUUGACAAGCACGUCAAGCGCUUCCCCAAGGACAUGCGUCUCACGUGCAAUAUCUGUAACAAAGAGCUGGAGCAUAAGAAACAUGUAAUGAAUCAUGCGCAGACAGUGCACGGAAUUGUCUCACGUCGGCCAUUGGCUGCUCUUGGCCCAAUCUAA
This is a messenger RNA of Aspergillus ibericus CBS 121593, 2424 nucleotides long. Its product is annotated as DUF3435 domain-containing protein. Lineage: Eukaryota; Fungi; Ascomycota; Eurotiomycetes; Eurotiales; Aspergillaceae. The coding region runs from base 1 to 2424 and encodes 807 amino acids. The record is from RefSeq and is a predicted model, not a curated record. The transcript has 5 exons. Gene Ontology annotation, molecular function: DNA binding.